UUCUAGCACAAGCUACUAAUUAAUCCCCUUUCAUACUAGUGUUUCUGUAACAACUUCAACUUGAAGUUUCACUCACAAUUUCCACAUGGAAUUGGAUAAUUUUGGUAUGGAUUUUGAGGACUACUUUCCAUCCAUGAUUGGAAGUUUAGGAGCAGAAGGGUUUAUUGGAGAACUUUGCAAUGGGUUUCGUUUGCUCAUGGAUGUUAACAAAGGUCUCAUAACAUUUGAGAGCUUGAAGGUGAAUUGUUUCAUGCUUGGUUUGGAGGUUAGGGAUGAUGAACUCUUGUCCAUGCUAAUGGAAGGUGAUUUGGAUGGAGAUGGUGCUUUGAAUCAAAUGGAGUUUUGCAUUCUCAUGUUUAGGUUGAGUCCAUGUUUAAUGGAUGGACCUAAAAUGUGCACCAAUACUCAUCAAGGUGUGCAAGGUGUGGUGGAUCCAAUGUUAAUGUAACUCAACUUUACUAUCUAACCUCUCUUUUGGCUAGCUUUAUCUCUAGAAUUUAAUUUUAUGCUAUGUUACUAUAAAUAUUUGUGUUAAAUUGGUCAUGAAUUUUCGGUGUAGAAAAUUUAUAUUGUCAGCACAUCACAACUAUUAUGAUUUUAAAAUCAAACAUAUUUAAAUAUCUAACGAUUGUGAUCGACUGACAGUGUAAAUUUUUUCACGGUGAUAAUAUAUAUAUCAAUUAAAUUUUAAAUAUUUUAUGUUGUCAAUAAAUCAUAACUAUAAAUAUUCGACUUUAAUCAUAAAUAAUUGUAAAGUCGAGAAUAUUGAUUAUGAUAUAUUGAUAAUGUAUAAAAUUAAAUUCUUCUCUCUAUUUCUCUUAUCUAGUAACAUAACAUUUAUCCUUGUUAAGAGAAUUGAGAGAGAGAAAAAGUUAGUUAAAAGAAUAUUAUUGUAACUCUUUAAUUAGUCUUUGUAAUCAAUGUUCCAAAAAUAAAUGUCUUUGUAACUUUAUAUUUGUUUCAAAUAUAACAAUGAUUAAUCAUUGCUUUGAA
This is a messenger RNA of Vicia villosa (hairy vetch), 993 nucleotides long. Its product is annotated as calcium-binding protein KRP1-like. Bases 86 to 448 code for a protein of 120 amino acids. The record is from RefSeq and is a predicted model, not a curated record. Lineage: Eukaryota; Viridiplantae; Streptophyta; Magnoliopsida; Fabales; Fabaceae. The transcript has a single exon. Gene Ontology annotation, molecular function: calcium ion binding.